AUGAGUUUCUUCAACAAAAUAGAGAAUGAGGAAGAUCUGAAUUUGGGAAACAUCACAAGAGUAACUCACUUCAUCCUGCUGGGUUUCACUCGUCUUGCCCAACUCCAGCUCUUACUCUUUGUGGUAGCUCUCUUGGUCUUCACAGUCACUAUGAUGGGAAACAUUUUCAUUGUCCUCAUUGCAACUGUUGACCUUGCCCUUCAUACACCGAUGUACUAUUUUCUUAAGAAUUACAUGCCUUUCUGUAAGUAAGUCAACAAUUUCUUCUGUGACAUCUCACCUGUACUGAAAUUGUUGUGCUUAAAUACCUACAUAUUCUAUAUCUCCUACAUCUACAUCACCUACACCAUUGUGCAGAUACCCAUGGCUGAAAGCAGGCAAAGGGUGUUCUCCACAUGUGCUGCUCAUCUUGUGGCUGUUACUCUCUGUUACU
Haliaeetus leucocephalus (bald eagle) is the source of this 433-nucleotide messenger RNA. Its product is annotated as olfactory receptor 1019-like. The record is from RefSeq and is a predicted model, not a curated record. Lineage: Eukaryota; Metazoa; Chordata; Aves; Accipitriformes; Accipitridae.